Messenger RNA from Trichoplusia ni (cabbage looper), 2245 nucleotides. RefSeq names its product growth hormone secretagogue receptor type 1-like (gene Ethr). NCBI's taxonomy places the organism in Eukaryota, Metazoa, Arthropoda, Insecta, Lepidoptera, Noctuidae. Gene Ontology annotation, cellular component: plasma membrane. The record is from RefSeq and is a predicted model, not a curated record. The transcript has 2 exons. Gene Ontology annotation, biological process: G protein-coupled receptor signaling pathway. Gene Ontology annotation, molecular function: thyrotropin-releasing hormone receptor activity. The annotation marks the transcript as partial.
UCACCAGGUCUUGCAGUACCAUUUGUAGAGUUGACCGUAACUCACGCGUCAGUGCUGACCAUCCUAGCGAUCAGCUUCGAGCGGUACUACGCUAUCUGCGAGCCAUUGCGCGCCGGGUACGUCUGCACAAAAACCAGAGCAACGCUCAUCUGCGCGCUAGUGUGGUUUUUCGCCGCGCUGUUCACCAGCCCCAUCCUCGCCGUGGCCACCUUCACCUACGAAGACUAUGACGACGGCACGAAGGUCCCGGUCUGCCUCACUCAGGCCGACACCUUUUGGGCAGCGCUGUUCUUCAUCUUAACCAUCGCCAUCUUCUUCAUCGUUCCUCUUGGCGUUCUACUCGUCCUCUACAGCGUCAUAGCCAAAAACCUUAUGGAAAACCCCAUUAUCAUCGCUCAGAACACCAAAAACACCAGCAACACUGGUAAUGUUGUACGCUACAGGAAGCAAGUCAUUCUCAUGCUUGGGACCGUCGUCCUCUCCUUCUUCCUCUGCCUCUUACCGUUCAAAGCCCUCACACUUUGGAUCAUCGUAUUCCCGCCAGAGACAAUAAUGUCAUUAGGUAUAGACGGUUACUAUAUACUUUUAUAUUUUUGUAGAGUUAUGCUGUAUUUAAAUUCGGCGAUAAAUCCAAUAUUAUACAAUUUGAUGUCUUCGAAGUUUAGGGAAGGCUUUGUAAAGUUGUUGAAGAUUAAUAAGCUGAUGAGGUGUAGCAGGACUUUGAGAGAAACUAUGCAGAGACGAGACACGUUCAAUACAACCACUUCGACGGGAUUCUCAAGCAGUCAAAACACUUCUGACUCCUUCUGGAGAAGGUACAGCAACAGAACUUCGUCCCAGAAAAUAUUUGUUAAAAGAGAAAGUAAGAAAGUCAAAGAGGAAAACGUGCAACAGAUGAAAGUAGGAGAAAUAAUAAACGUUGAAAAUACAAGACGAAAUAGCAUGAAAAUGGUCGCAGCUAUCAACGAAACAGAAAACGAUACUUAUGCUGAAAUACACGACAAUCAUAACUCUAACGAAUUAGAAAUAGAUACUGCCAAUGAGAACAAUAAACAAAUACAAAUAUUAAACUUAGAUGUAAAAACUAAUAAUGUUUAUUCAAUAACUUUAGAUGUCAGUGAAUCAGUUGAGGGUAGAAACAAAUUUGUGUGCAUACCGACACUGGAUAGAGAGAACAAUAUAUUUAUAUACGAUUACAGAACUAAGGAGAGUUUUGUAUGAAACGUUUGGCUUUAAGCUAAAGAAAUCAGUGCAUUUAAUGAAGACAUUCAAAAUGAUUUAGGAUCAAUUCGUACAUCACUGAUGCAUUUAAAAUCUCUUUAAACACUGCAAUUGGUUUCAGUUAAAUCAUUGCAUUUUUUUCUGAAUCCAGUGCAAUACUGUGAGUUCCGUUUGUACUUAACCAAUAAUCUUAACUUAAUCUCUAUAGUGCAGUGACGUAUGAAUGGUUUUCAUAAACUUUUAAUCAAACAUUGUAAUGAAAUGAAAGCUUGCGUAUGUGUGUUUGUAUUCUGUGUAUGAGAGGAAGAUGUACAGUGGUCCAUUUGUCACAAGAAUCUUUGACAGAUCGACUUACAGAAGAGUUUUUCUUAUUGCUGACUUUGUAAGUUUGUUAUAAGUGCUAAGACUGUUGAUUUAUAACGAUUACGGAGUGUAAUUUUUGUGUCGCGGUGGAACAAACAUUCAAGUCACAUGCACAAGAACUCCCAGGCUCAGGACAAGCAUUCGUGGAUUACACAAACGCUUGUUUUACGAGGGGAUCGAACUCACGUCACCUAGAGUGGGUCUGCCAUACGGACCUCAACCAUUCGGCUAUACAGCAUAGAACAGCGUCUAAACUAAUAAAGUGUUUUCUUACUGUGAUAUAAAAAUUGUCCUAAGUUUAUCAAACAUAUAUUAGCCGUCGCAUUUUCAAAGUUCGGACGAAAUGUCCCUUUCAUGCAAACUUUUUCACACGUAUUCUAUUUGAUUUGGUAAUGCUCUCAUGUCUGGUCCUUAUCUCUUAUCGAGAAACCCCUUUAGGUACUUGUAUAGAUUACAAAACUGUUAACUUGAACGCAGGUGAAAGAACUUAGUACAGGAAUAAGUAAGAAGUCUUUUUGACUAGAGAAAAAGAGAUAGAAGAUUUAUAAAUAGGGUUUUGUUUUUAUUAAACGUUAUUAUGGUUGUAAUAGUGUUAUUUUUCUGUAGUAAUGUUUUGCUCUUAUUUGAGUGUAAAAUAUUAAUUUAAAACUUUGGGUAAAUA